Uloborus diversus is the source of this 3271-nucleotide messenger RNA. It is a transcript of the gene Vha68-2, whose product is annotated as V-type proton ATPase catalytic subunit A. Gene Ontology annotation, cellular component: proton-transporting V-type ATPase, V1 domain; lysosomal membrane. Gene Ontology annotation, biological process: proton transmembrane transport; ATP metabolic process. The record is from RefSeq and is a predicted model, not a curated record. The transcript has 14 exons. Gene Ontology annotation, molecular function: ATP binding; proton-transporting ATPase activity, rotational mechanism; ATP hydrolysis activity. Lineage: Eukaryota; Metazoa; Arthropoda; Arachnida; Araneae; Uloboridae. Bases 76 to 1923 code for a protein of 615 amino acids.
UACAACUCUAGUCAUAUGACUGGAUUGAAAUUCAGAGUGUUUGGUUAGCAGGUAGCGAGUAUUUAAAUAACAACAAUGACAAAAGGGUUGCCUAAAAUUGGAGAUGUGGAGAAAGAGUCUGAGUAUGGAUAUGUAUAUUCCGUUUCUGGACCCGUGGUCACAGCUGAAAAGAUGUCCGGUGCUGCUAUGUACGAGUUGGUUAGAGUGGGUCAUUAUGAAUUGGUGGGUGAAAUCAUUCGUUUAGAAGGAGAAAUGGCUACUAUUCAAGUAUAUGAAGAAACAUCUGGUGUAACUGUUGGUGAUCCAGUUCUUCGAACUGGAAAACCCCUUUCAGUAGAGUUAGGACCUGGUAUUAUGGGUAGCAUUUUUGAUGGUAUCCAGCGUCCUCUGAAAGACAUCAAUGAAAUAUCUGAAAGCAUAUACAUACCAAGAGGCGUGAAUAUCCCAGCCUUGAGUCGAGAGGCAACUUGGGAAUUCAAUCCUAUAGGCUAUAAAGUUGGUAGCCAUAUUACGGGUGGAGACAUAUAUGGAAUGGUUCGUGAAAAUAGUUUGAUAAAGCAUAAAAUUAUGCUUCCACCUCGAGCUUUAGGUCGUGUUCUGUACAUUGCUGAGCCAGGAAAUUAUACAGUUGAUGAUGUGAUCUUAGAAACUGAAUUUGAUGGUCAAAAGUCUCAGUACACUAUGCUUCAAGUUUGGCCUGUGCGUCAACUUCGUCCAGUGACAGAAAAACUUGCUGCUAACCAUCCUCUUCUUACUGGCCAAAGAGUACUUGAUGCAUUGUUUCCAUGCGUCCAGGGAGGUACUACUGCUAUCCCUGGUGCUUUUGGUUGUGGCAAAACUGUGAUCUCACAAUCCUUAUCUAAGUUCUCUAACAGUGAUGUUAUUAUUUAUGUUGGUUGUGGAGAAAGAGGCAAUGAAAUGUCUGAAGUACUUCGAGAUUUUCCUGAGCUAACUGUGGAAAUUGAUGGAAAUGUUGAAUCUAUUAUGAGACGUACUGCACUUGUUGCUAAUACAUCUAACAUGCCUGUGGCUGCCAGGGAAGCUUCUAUUUAUACAGGUAUAACCUUAUCUGAAUACUUUCGUGAUAUGGGUUACAACGUUGCUAUGAUGGCUGAUUCUACGUCUCGAUGGGCUGAGGCUCUUAGAGAAAUUUCUGGACGUUUGGCUGAAAUGCCUGCAGAUUCUGGUUAUCCAGCUUAUCUUGGAGCACGUUUAGCUUCUUUCUAUGAAAGAGCUGGAAGAGUUAAAUGCCUUGGAAACCCAGAAAGAGAAGGAAGUGUAACAAUUGUUGGAGCUGUCUCUCCACCUGGUGGUGAUUUCUCAGAUCCUGUAACUUCAGCAACUCUAAGUAUUGUCCAAGUAUUUUGGGGCUUGGACAAAAAAUUAGCCCAGAGGAAACAUUUUCCUUCAAUCAACUGGUUGAUCUCUUACAGCAAAUACACAAGAGCAUUAGAUGAGUUCUAUGAUAAAAAUUUCACUGACUUUGUGCCUCUUCGUACUAGAUGCCAACAAAUUUUACAAGAGGAGGAAGACUUAUCCGAGAUUGUGCAACUUGUAGGAAAGGCAUCAUUAGCUGAAACUGACAAAAUUACUUUGGAAGUUGCAAGACUACUUAAAGAUGAUUUUCUGCAACAAAAUGGUUAUACAGCAUAUGAUAAAUUCUGUCCAUUUUAUAAAACAGUAGGAAUGAUGCGAAACAUGAUGUCAUUUUAUGAUCUUGCAAUGAAUGCUGUACAGUCUACUGCACAAAGUGAGAACCGGAUAACAUGGUCUUUGAUCAGGGAAGCAAUGGAAAGCAUACUUUAUCAACUGAGUAGUAUGAAGUUUAUGGAUCCUGUAAAAUUAGGUGAAGAUGCCAUCAAAAAAUCCUUUGAGGAGCUUAACGAAAACAUGCAGCAAGCGUUUCGUAAUCUAGAAGAUUGAGACUCAUUACAUUUAUCUCAUCAGUGUUUAGUUAGCAACAUGCUAGUCAAGAUUUAUUGAAGUGCAUUCCAGUGUAAUAUGGAUGUGUGGCAGUUUUUCUGCAUAUGGGGACUUUUUUGUUAUACGGACCACUGCCUUUUUAAAUGUUAUUUCAACAUUUAAAUAAUACAAAAGCUCUUCAACAAUGUAUGUGAAUUGAAGUAUUUAUUUAUGAAUGCAGAUUUUUUGCCAAUAGAAAACUAUUUUGAAUGUUAAAUGUAGAUUUAUGGAAUUGUGAAUAAUUGUUGGUAAUAUAUUUUUUAUGAAGAGCUCAGUUUUCAGAUUUUUUCCCUCCUUCUAAUUGCUCUUAUGUUCUUUGAAUUGAAAAAAAAAAUGUUACUUAACCCACAAUUGCAAGUUUAAAAAGUGCCCAAGUUUGUGGGAAAAUGCAACAUAUUUCAAAAGCAAUGUUUUUAGAUUUAAAUUAGUAAAAAUAUAAAUACUCGUUUGAUGUGAUAUUUUUAUUUUUGUAUUACUAUUCUUCAUUUAUCUGGUAAAUUACAUCUAAUUCUAGAUCUGUAUAUUUGCUCUAGUAUCAUAAACUAAUUGAUUCACUAAGCUAUUAAAUGUAAAUUUAAUUUGACGGAGUUUAAAGACAUCCUUUUAUAUAAAUGUUUUCCAUUUAUACAUGUUUUUUCAUAUUUUGGAAAAAUGUUAUGAUUAUCUUUUUUUCUUUUUGUAACAUUUUACAGUCAUUGUUUUCUUACUCAUUCCCACAAUUUUUCUGCCUCAAAACUUCUGUUGAUUUCGCUAUUUGUUGUGCACAAUCAUGUUUUUUCAUGCUAACUUUGGAAUGCUUUAUUUUAAAAUUUUAAAGAAUUAGUGUUAAGUUUUGUAAAUAUUAAUGGUCCAAAAUUUUUAAAAAUAUGUAUUGUGUUAAUUGUGCUCCAUAUGGAUGUAACAGACAUUAAAAGAGCAGUAGAGGUUUUGAAUCCAAGUCCGUUUUUAGAAAUGACAGUAUGCUCAUUCUGAAUAUAUAUAUAUAUAUAUAUAUAUAUAUAUAUAUAUAUAUAUAUAUAUAUAUAUAUAUCAAAAUAAUGUGCCACAUUUCUAAGUUAGCUAAAUGCUCUCUUGAUAUGUUUUAACAUUUUACUUUUAAAACAUUUAGUUAAAAAGAUGUAGGAUUAUGCAUUCAUUAUUUUUAAUUUAAAAGAGAAUGUUUAGAUAGUUUUUAUUACAAUUAAUAUCUCUUGUUCAAAUUGAAGUAAGGUAGCUAGUUUAUACAGAUCAUAAAAUAUUGUUGAAACAUUCAUUUUCUUUUAGUUUUUGCUUUGAGUGUACUGAACAAAUAAAUUUUUUAUUGAUUCCU